UAUAACGGAAGUGACGUAUAACAAUGUGCGCCUUGUAGCGGGUUAGAAGAGUUAAUAUUUAACAACAUGAAGAGAUAAAGACCUUCUUCUCUUGCAAACUACAAAAGUAAACAAAAAGUAGACUUUGAACUGCUUUCAAAAGAAGACACAAUGGCCGCCAUGCGAGCCGCCAAACAAGCGCUGAGAAAAGAAAUAAAACGACGAGUUGCUUCACUUAGUGGACAGGAGAAACUCAGACAGUCUUCGGUUCUCUCCCAAAAACUCUUCAGGCACCCAAAGUAUGUGGCGAGUCAGCGUAUCGCAGUGUUCCUCAGCAUGGACGAUGAAGUGCGCACUGAGGAAAUCAUCAGCGACGUGUUUGAAGCAGGGAAAAUAUGUUUCAUCCCCAGAUAUGAGCAUGGCAGCAACCACAUGGACAUGUUGAGGCUGAAUGGCGUGCAGGACAUGAAAACCCUUCCUGUGACAUCCUGGAACAUCCAACAGCCUGACCGACAUGACCACAGUAGAGAAGAAGCCCUGGCUACAGGAGGUCUGGACCUCAUCUUAAUGCCAGGUCUGGGCUUUGACUUGUCUGGGAAGCGGCUGGGCAGAGGAAAGGGAUUCUAUGACACUUAUCUAGAGCGCUGCAUUCGACACCCCAAAGGGAAACCCUACACGAUCGCCUUAGCCUUUAAAGAACAGCUGUGUCAGAACAUCCCCGUGGAUGACAACGAUGUGCUCAUAGAUGAAGUCUUGUAUGAAGAUGAUCAGUAACCACCUACAAUAUUUUUUUUCUUUCCAUCUUUGACAUCCAACGCAUUCACGUUCGACGCAAGCCAAAGCAAAUGAUGGAUGGCUGCCAAACAGCAGGUGAUGUGUGCUGGACUUGGUGUGCCUGACACAAAACUUUGCACAGUUCAUGACUGUCAAACACAUUCACUUUUUUAAAAGAAGGCCACUUGUGACAUCUGACUCGCUUCGCUGUCUUUGACGUUAUUACAGCACAUACUUGGACUGCAGUUUUCUCCUUGGAGGCGGAGCCUCGAUUGUCUCUCAUAAAGGUACCGCACGUAUUUAGUGAAUUGUCAAAUUUGCAUAAUUGGCAAUGAGGCAUUUGAAAAAAGCGAGUAAAAGACAUGAAAAGCAAAUCAAAUGUGUUUGGAAAUAAAAUGAUCCGUGGCUGCUUUUGUUGUUUUUUUGUCACAAUUUUAAGUUUUUGUGCAUAGCCACAAUAUACUCUUUUUCACAUCAAAGUUCAGAUUUGUCAGGAGUGAAAUAAAUGUAGAAAAUGUGGUGCUAA
Entelurus aequoreus (snake pipefish) is the source of this 1279-nucleotide messenger RNA. RefSeq names its product 5,10-methenyltetrahydrofolate synthetase (5-formyltetrahydrofolate cyclo-ligase) (gene mthfs). The record is from RefSeq and is a predicted model, not a curated record. Gene Ontology annotation, biological process: folic acid-containing compound biosynthetic process; tetrahydrofolate interconversion. The coding region runs from base 151 to 753 and encodes 200 amino acids. NCBI's taxonomy places the organism in Eukaryota, Metazoa, Chordata, Actinopteri, Syngnathiformes, Syngnathidae. Gene Ontology annotation, cellular component: mitochondrion. The transcript has 3 exons. Gene Ontology annotation, molecular function: 5-formyltetrahydrofolate cyclo-ligase activity.